UGAGAAUGUAAAAAAUACAACAUAGUAAAAAAAGGGGAAAGAAAAAAAGGAAAGACUUAAUUAGAAGAAAAUUUCCUUCGAUAUUGUGCUAUAAAAUUUGGAAGCAAGAAGCAACAUGCCUUGCGAUGGUAAAAACCCGAAUUGCGAUAGAAGGCGCGAGCUAUUAGCGCAAUUAAAAUGUUUAAUCAGCUCAAUGGAUAAGAAGAAACCAUGCGAGUGGGAUGAACCGUCUCGUUCACCAACAGUAUAUUGUCCUGCAGACAUUUUCUGUGCCCCUCCAUUAUGCCUUCCACCCGAAUGCAGACUUGUGAAACCAUGUAAAAGUUUCGAUUUCCGUGCAAGCAUAAUAUACAAGUGCGAAUGCAUUAAGAGAAAUGGUCUGCAAGAUAGAUGCAUGAUGUGGGAUUGCAUGGGUAAACCGGAAUGUAUGACCAAACUGUAUCCAGUCUGCGAGCCAGGUCGCGGUGCUUUAUUAAAAUUAACCGACUUGGGCGAUGUGGAGGUCGCUCUUAAGAAGUUUUAUCAAGCGGAGCAAGUUAGAGAGGCUGCUCUGGCUGCAUAUUGUAAACUAGUUUGCGACAAAGCUCGUCAAAAGCAAACUCUGCCAUGUGGCGGAAGUAAUAAUCCAAAUGUCAUGACUGUAAGGAUUAACAUACCGAAUAAUAGCGAUUGUAACGUAGACAAUAAUAACUUGGCGUAUAAAUCAGCACCUUGCGGCGAUCUUUCCUAUCAAACUCGCGCAUCAUCACAGGCCAAUCCUAAUUAUGCAUUACAAUCUUCCGAUAUAUGUUGUCCAUUUCUCAAGUUAGAAGAACCUUCUUUUUCACACAAUCUACCUCCAGUAAUAUAUUUACCUUCUUAUCCACCAGCUUGCCCAACUCGCAUACCAUGUUCGGUAUUUUGAUCUCAAGAUACUUACCUAAAUAGCUUUAUAUUUUCUUUGAAAUUCGUUAAAAUUGUAUUGCUCUUUUUUGUAUCAAUUAUAUCUGUUGACUUUUAUAUAUCGUAAAAUAAUAAAAAUUUGUUAUAUGUAAUAUGAAUGAUAUUGCUGCAAAAACAAUCAGCAACAAGAAUGAGUUGAAUAAAAAGUUGUAACAUUUUA
This is a messenger RNA of Linepithema humile (Argentine ant), 1102 nucleotides long. RefSeq lists its product as uncharacterized. The record is from RefSeq and is a predicted model, not a curated record. NCBI's taxonomy places the organism in Eukaryota, Metazoa, Arthropoda, Insecta, Hymenoptera, Formicidae.